GCUAUAAUCAUUUUCAACACUAAGUGUUCACAUCCUAAUCCUAAUCCUUCUUGUUCAUUUUGGCAAUAUUUCCUGAAAAAAAUAAUCUGUCGAUGAAGAGCUGUGAUUUGCUCAAAAGCUGCAGAGGAAGUGAAUGAAUUUUAAAACCAGUGGAGACUCUUUUUUUUUUUUUUAACAUUCAGUGAUGUGAUAUUCCUUCAUAUUUAUGACUGCGUUCGUAUGGUUUAGACAUAAGCAACAAUUAAAGAACAUGGUCAUCAUCUGUGGUCGUGGUCAUGUCAACUUAACUUCCUUAAAUCAUGAGGCUGGGGAAAUGUUUUUCAAUAAUCCAAAAUGUCAAACGUUGCUCAGACUGGUGCAGGAUGUUGCUAAACGUUAUGUGAUAGAGAACAGUGUCAUGCUGCGAUACUGUGUUGCAUCAGGUCAGUGGGUGAUGGCGCGUGUCAGCUGGUCCGGUGGGAGCAUGCUGCUGCUCUUUUGGAUCUUCAUAGCAGUUCCUCCGUCCCUCCUGCAGCCUCCUCUCCCUCCUUCCCUGCCCGUCCACAUGUCAGUCGUCCCCCCUCCUUGGCAGUUCCUCCCCCUGUCCCAGGCGGAGCUCGGCCCUCUUUUCUCCAACUCCAGCCCCUUCUCCUUCUCGAAGAGCCUCUUCAUGGUGCCCCCACCCAGCUGGGGCCCCCGACCGGGCCUCCAGGCUUCAUUUGGCCCUUACUCAGUGACAGAGCUCGUGUCAGAGGCCAUCCUCCCUCUCUCCCCCCCUCUGUCUGCCUCCCUCCUGUCAGAGCAUGUGGAGAGAGAGAGGGAUGAGGAUGGGCAGGAAAGGUUCAGGGUGAGGACACUGUUCCACAAGUGGGGUGAGACCAACCCCAGGAGGACCUGUGUUACCCUGCAUGCCUUCAAAGAGACCGAGGAGCACAGGGCCUCCUGUAUAAUACAGCCUCCACUAGGGCUAUGUGUGGUAACUCUGACCCUGCCCAAUGACUGGUUCGAGGUUCAACGCACAAACCAAUCACAUAAGGAUUCAAAGAAGUGGCGUGGUGGCAUCCACCCUCACAACCCCGUCCACAGGCGGGAGCGGCUGCGAGGACAUCACCACGGCGGCCUUGUCAACCGUCAGCGUGGGACUUCUCCUUCACUUAGAUUCCAUCCAGGUGUGGAUGGGGACCCCCGGGCAGAUGUUCCGCAGGCCCUCAGAUACCCAAAGGGCCCCACGAGAAACCAGAUACAGCUUUACUACUCCGCCUUCGACACAGUGGCCAACCCAAAGCUAACACCACCAGGAUGUGUGGAGGACACGGACGCUCAGUCCCAGAGGCAGCUCCUCCAUAUCAAAGCAGUGGCACUGAGGGAGGAGGAGGAGCGGGAGAGCAGGACCAACGGACAAGAAGCCUGCUUGAACAGACAGGAAGAGGAGGAACUUAGCCUGGACUCACACGUCGUGAUUCGCUACCACAGGGGCCCGGUCCUGAUAGGACAGCCAAUCAGGAUGUCUGUGAAUCUGAGGUCCAACUUCAGCGCUGAGUUCGUUGUCAUAAGGCUGAAGGUGAAGAAGGGCUUGGUGUCGAUGGUGGCCCAGAGGACUCUGACCUCCGACCUGUGGACAGUGAACCUGGAGAGGAGUCAAGGCUCCAGACACGACGUGGUGUCCAUCCUCUGCCACAAACACAGCACACUCCAGCACACACACAAUCCCGUUGUCCUCCAGCAGGUCGCGUGUCUGUCGGUAGACGGCCUGAGGCGGAGCUUCGGCGUCGCCAUGACAGUGUCGGCCAACUGGUGGGUGGAGUACUCGGGGCGUAGUAACCCCCCGUCGCCACGAGGGGCAGCGGUGAGCACCUUCUCGUUCACGGAUCGACACAUCUUUGGCAUUGCUCCCAUCACAGAGAGUAACAAGAUCAUCAACACCGCCAUACUGACCAACCAGCCAGUGUCACUUCCUGUCAUUGUGCUGGCCGUAAGCCGCGGUGGGAGGGUGUCGGACGUCUCCUCGGCCGUCACGUGCCACUCCACCAAUGAGAACACUGUCAAGGUGUCCAGUGAUUGCUCCACCCUCUUUGUGGAUGGCAGCGAAUCAGGAUUGGGCAACACCUGUGCCGUGGUGGAGUUCGUCCUGGGCACGCUCAGCGGCUCGGUGUGCCUCGAGGUGUGGGCCCCGUCGGUGCCCCUGCGGGUGUCGUUGUCAGACGCCGUUCUCAACGCCAUCAGUGGCUGGAACCACUUCACGGAGGACGGGUGUGUGCCGGUGUAUCAGCGCUCCGCGGUUCAGGUUCUGACUCAGUUCACCGCUCAGGACUCACGCAGCAGGACUGUACAUCUCUUACACUCGUCCGAUUGGUUCGUGGAUGUGACAGAGUUGGUCCAUGAUUGGCUAAGAGUAGAAGACCCGGGAGUGGCUUCCAUCGGCACCCAGAACGACCUGAUUGGUUUACGGCCGGGAAAGACGUCACUCCAUGUUGUGUCUGAGCAGUGGGACGGUGUGCUGGGCAGAUGUGACAUCACUGUGACCUCCGACCCUGUGACCCCUGCCGACCUGUCCGUGCAAGUGGUCAGCGGCCUCGGUAUGUCAGUCACGGGAAGCCCCGCCCACCCCUCCAUCGUCACGACGACGGUGACGGCCUACAACAUCCUGUACAGCCACCAGCAGGAGGCCUCCAUCAGCGCCUGGCUUCAGUUUAGCGACGACACCGCCUCCCUCCUCUCCUCGUUCAGCGACCUCCCCCAUUUCCUGCGUCUCUCCUCACUGGCUGAGACUGUGGUGGUGGUCACACCGGGCCCCAACCAACGCAUCUUUGCGCAGGGCGACGGAGGGGGGCCUCUACUGCGAGCAGAACUGCUGGUUUCAACGUGCACUGACCAGCCAAUCACCUCCAACUUGAUCACUGAAGGCAUCACGGACUGGACAGACGCCGGAGGAGGGGGCAGGACGAGGAGGCUGGCGACGGGAUCCGGUUGGAUAAGAGUUAACCUUGACCUGGGCUUCCUGCAGCCAGCACGGGACAAGGAUGAGGAGGGUGAGGAGUUUGAGUUUGACAUUUCAGACAUGCUGGUGGAGUCGGACAGCAACGUCUAUACGUCCAACUUUGACGAGGUCAACAGAGGGAAUGUGAGCCACGACUAUUCUGACAACCUGAGUGCGAGGGUGACUGAUCGGAAGUGGAACGAGGUGGGGAACGGAGGGAUGGUCAGUCGGAACAACCUGGAGAGAGCUGCGCUGACGCCGAGCCAGGAGGAGAGCUCUGUGUACUUCUCCCCGAGCCAGGAGCAAGAAGGAGAGAGGGGCGAGGGGGGCCACGACCGGGGAGCUCGAGAGUUGGAGGUCGGCGUGGGCGCCGUCCUCUCUCUGCUCGGCCUCUCCGCCGUCCUCUUCCUGGCGAACUGCCUGCCCUGCGCCCUGCGCGACAGGAGGAAGGCGGCGGCCGAGGAGGGGGCGGAAGGGGAACUCGAGGGAGGCGCGCUGGAGAAAGGUGAGAGGAUGGAGAAAGAGGCAGAAGACAGCGAGGCAGGGAAGAGGGAGAAGACAGAGGGUGAGGACCAGAUCAAUAAGGAGGAUGUCAAACAAGUAGAGAUCGUUUGCUGACCCACUCACAGGCUUCGGCUCGAACAUGACGCUGCAGUUGAAACCUCUUCAAGGUCUAAACCUGCUCUUAAAAUGUCAAGCUAGUAAAAGGUGAAGUGACUGAACAGUCUGUUGUGAGGCUCUGGUCCUUUGAGGAAUAAAAAAGAUUGAACUACUCCUUCAAACUCUGCAUGCAAUGAAUAUACGAUGGUCUUUCAGCAGCAGGGGUUGUUCAAUGUGGCACUGUAAGGAAAUAUUUGGAAAAGUAUUAAACCCACUGUGAAGAACAACAUUCCAUCAGCGGUUAAACCACAGCGUCGCUCUAAUACACUGUGUACAGACUGCGGUCGCUCUCGCCCACAGCGGAACCGUGGCGUCGCUCUGUUUAAUCUGUACUUUUGGUUGCACGUCCUCCGAGCCGAGGUCCGUGGUUUGGAAACAGUAGAAUGUGAUUGUGAUCUAGUUUGAACAUACCCGUGGGCCCAUUUUGCCAUUUUUCCCACAAACCAUUUAAAAUGAUGUUUUUGUCAUUGGUUUAUAUGUUUGAUUAUGGACGUGAGGUGUUUGUUUCAACGACAAGAAAUGUUUUUCUCCUCAAGCAAAAUGGGGAAAUAACUGUCUCACCUUGUAAACCUUUGUAGUCCAGAUGAAUCCUGGGACAGCAUCACCACAAGUAGCCCUGAACUGGCUGACUUAGGGAAAAACUACAAAAAAUAAAGCUUUGUUCAGUCCUAA
This is a messenger RNA of Scophthalmus maximus (turbot), 4288 nucleotides long. It is a transcript of the gene tmem132a, whose product is annotated as transmembrane protein 132A. The coding region runs from base 206 to 3574 and encodes 1122 amino acids. Lineage: Eukaryota; Metazoa; Chordata; Actinopteri; Pleuronectiformes; Scophthalmidae. The transcript is spliced from 13 exons. The record is from RefSeq and is a predicted model, not a curated record.